CAGCUUCAUAAAAGGAGGGUCACCCGCCCCUUUAUUUCGCCAGUCACAGAAUACACCAAGAAAAAAUAAAAAUAAAAAUUGGUUUACUCUUUCUUUUUUUCUUUUACACUGCAAAUGCACAAACGCAAGGAAGCACCCACAGUCAAAGUUGAAGAGAGAAACAAAAAGACACAAUCGAUUGUAGGAGUUGAAGCGUGGAAACUUGUAUUUAACGAUGCCCGACAAGCAUUCACAGACAACCAAUUCAAGGAGGCCGUUGCAUUAUUUACGCGAGCCCUGACUUUGAACCCAAACCACAUUACUUUGUUGGAUUGUCGUGCAGCUUCCUAUGAGAAACUGGACCAGACCAAACUAGCUCUCGCAGAUGCUGCCACUAUCGUUAAAUUAGCACCCACGGACCCUCGUGGCUAUUUACGAGGUGGAAAACUCUUUGCAAACCAGAAAAAGUAUUCUAAAGCCUUGGGCCUUUAUAACCGCGCUUUACAGAAAGUCGAUCCUGUAGACCCUCGUUAUAAACUCAUUGUGGAUUUAAAAAGCAAGGCAGAAAAGGCCUCGAAACCACCGGCCUCCAUGAACAUGAUGGAUAGAUUACCUUACGAUGUUAUUGGUCUCAUAUUCUCUUACUUAUCCUUUGAUCGUCGAGUACAAUGUUCUGCCGUAUCCCAGAGUUGGCGUCGCUUUGCUUUACAGUGGGCAGGCAUGUGGCGUCAUUUAGACUUUGAGAAUAGAAAACCCACACUAAACAUCAUUCGAAAAUAUCUCGGCUAUGCAAAAGGUCGUCAUGUCCGUGGCUUCGCACUUCACAAUGCUAGUCAAACCACACUUCAAAAUGUAUUCAAAGGCCUGGUAGAUGAAAAUUGCCAAUAUAUAGAAACGCUGGAUUUCAGGAGAUGUGAUAUUUUACUUAUUUCAUUAGCAAGGAUGUUGAAAGUGAUUGGAAAACAUGUCGAAUAUCUCAACUUGGAUCAUACAAAUCUCACUGUGUCUAAUAUACUGGAUGUUGUGAUUCCAAUGUGUCCCAAAUUAACACACUUGUCCAUCCUCGGACUCACGGCAGGUCAGGAAUAUGCAAAGACAGAAUACCCUUUACUCAACCUGACUUACAUACGCUGCAACAUCUUUGCCGAUAAGCUCAUCCGACUCAGUCCCCAUCUAGUGACGAUUGAUGUUCAUUCGAAUAGCACGUACUUUCAUCAUUUUUAUAAUGGGAUUGUAACGACGCAUAAAGAGUUGGAAACCUUGCAUUUUAGUUACGGGCAUACAUCUGAGAAAAUAGGGUGGUCACCCAAUUCAUGCGUGGUAUCCCAACGUAAAGGCAUCUUGAAUUUUGGUAUCUAUGAAGAUCGUUUCUUCAACGCCAAUGUCUUACAAUCCUUUUUGAUUGAAAACCCUCAUUUACAACAAUUAACUGUCGUGGGCUGUGGUCCUGAUAUCGGGACCGGGAUUGAAACGGUGGUGACACAGGGUGCAUUCUUAUCUCAGUUAGUAGGGAUCCAUUUAUUUAAUUGUCCAUCCUUGACCGAAACGGGUUUGCAUCAUUUGGUGGUCGCUUGUCCUUCUCUCCAGGCUGUGUCUGUUCCCAGACUUUUGUCCGUGACAGAUGCCUUUAUGCAGGAUGUGGCAACCCGUACCUCGAUUUUAAAAAAGUUGGAUAUUUCAGAUUGCAGUGCAGUGACGGGCGUGGGUCUUCAAAAUUUAGUACGCGCUCAUAAACAUCAUCUUCAGAAAUUAGUAUUAAAUAACUGUCAGAGAAUCAGUCCAGAUGCUGUCAAGUGGGCUGUCGAGCAACUCGGUCCACGUGUUAUCGAAUGUAAAUUCAAGUAUAAAUAAAGUAGCAGCAUAUAGUAAACCAUCUUUUUUUAUGUCUCACUGAAUUCAAAUUAAUACACCUUUUUUUGGUGGAUGAGUUGAGACAUCAGUAAAGCUACAUUAUAACUCACAGUCGCUAUAUCUUUUACAGUACACAUACAUUACUAGUUUUAAUCUCGUAAAGUUACACCCGUUGGCUUUUACUACCCGAUCCAACGCAAGGCCUAUGUGCAUGUGUUGCACAUUUUUAGGAUGUUAUCUGGACUUGAAAUAUUGACACUAUUGU
Molecule: messenger RNA, 2095 nt
Organism: Mucor mucedo
Lineage: Eukaryota; Fungi; Mucoromycota; Mucoromycetes; Mucorales; Mucoraceae
Exons: 2
Coding region: 115-1830 (571 amino acids)
Biological process (GO): SCF-dependent proteasomal ubiquitin-dependent protein catabolic process
Cellular component (GO): SCF ubiquitin ligase complex
Molecular function (GO): protein binding
Source: RefSeq, a predicted model, not a curated record